Messenger RNA from Temnothorax curvispinosus, 2104 nucleotides. Its product is annotated as F-box/WD repeat-containing protein 9-like. NCBI's taxonomy places the organism in Eukaryota, Metazoa, Arthropoda, Insecta, Hymenoptera, Formicidae. The coding region runs from base 487 to 1725 and encodes 412 amino acids. The record is from RefSeq and is a predicted model, not a curated record. Gene Ontology annotation, cellular component: preribosome, large subunit precursor. Gene Ontology annotation, molecular function: protein binding. The transcript is spliced from 7 exons.
ACAAACUCAUGUAGCAACGCUACUUAAAUAAUUGUACAUAAAUAACACAAACCCAGUUUAUUUUAACAUAAUUGUAGUAAGACAAUGUAUCGUUGCGAAAAUUUAUUCAAAUUGUUUAUUACCUAUAAUAAAUUUUAAAUUUCUAAAGUCUUGGCAAAUUUAUCAUCCUAUAUAAACGUAAUUUACGCGGAGCGUUACAAUUUGAAUUCUCUCGACAUAAGAAAGUCGAAUGCAGAUCUCGAUCGAGAUACAUACACUUCUUUCGCGACACCCUGUAUAGGUGGCGUCGCUUAUGUGCGAUGUACAGUGAUAUAUGGUGAUAUAUUAGCUGUAUAAAGAGCUCGACGUGAUAUCGCCGUUUGAUAACACGACAGAUCAAGCAUUGAUAAACAUUCGCGUUUACACCACCCUCGCCUUUGUUAAACUUCCACGUCAGUUUCGAGCAGAUCGAAUGAAAAUACUCAGAUUCGCACGGCGCGAGAAAAAAUGGAUGACGAGAAUGCAAGCUGCGCCCACGACGGCGAGGAAGACGCACAAUUGUCACUGUUGCAUCUCCCGGUGGAGAUAUUCCUGCAUAUAUGCUCCUUCCUAGAGGCAUCGACGCUAGUACACGGUUUGAGCCUAGUGUGCAAACAGUUCUACCUGAUUUUAAAGGAUGACUCACUGUGGAAAGCGCGAAUUAACCAUAUAUGGCCGGAUGCUAGCUACCCGCUUUUGCGUCCCGCGAGGACCGACAAACUGUUUUGGAAGUUAUCAUGCGUUGCGAUCGAGAAACAAACAGCGCUGUGGAAACAGCAGGAUUCUAUGGAGAAAUUGAUAAUCGCGAACGCACAGUACACCACGAUAGAUGCUCUGUUACUGAUGCACGAUGGAACCACCUGCAUAGCUGGUGCGAGAGAUCGCACCCUGGUUUAUUGGAAACUACCCUCUCGCGAGAAGCUACCCUCUCACGAAAUCGGGAACUCUGUCUGCAUCGAUUCCGCGCAUAACGGAUGGAUCUGGGAUCUGACGGCGAUAGACAACACGAUCUACAGCUGCAGCUGGGAUCAGAGCGUCAAGUCGUGGAUGCUCAUCAACACCGGUCUCGUCCAGCAGAGAACUUAUGAGAUGAGCGUGCCGGGUGCGCUGCUGUGCGUGUCGUCGUGUCCAGAGCGGGCCCUCUUUGCGACCGGCUCGUACAGCAGGACCAUAUUCGUGUUCGAUUCGAGAUCGGGACAUAAGCCGAUCAGGCAGUACCGGCCGCACACCGGAGCUGUUAUUAAGCUGGCCAUGAAUGCAGAGUACAUCUUGUCCGCCAGCGAGGACAAGACGGUGUCCGUUUGGGAUCAGAGAGCCGGACGGACCAUGAAAUCCAUCACAAUUUCAGGCGAAGCGUUUCCCAUGUGCAUGAGUAUGCAACAAGAUUGGGUUUGCGUCGGGGACAGCAACGCAAAGUUGCACGUGCUAAAUCCAAAAAACGAUUUCGAGCUCGUGAAAUCUUAUUCUACCGAGCAUACGAAAGGGAUAACGGGGGUGCAUCUGACGCAUGGAUGCCUAAUAACGAGUUCCACGGACGGCACUGUCAGAAUUUCGAGCCCUACGGAUCCGCCAAAGCCCAUCGCUACUUUACUUUCAGGGUUCGGAGAGAUCGCCAGUAUGGACUAUCUGAAUGGCAUCCUCGCGAUAUCCGGUAUCGAUAUCGCGGUGUGGCGCCCGAAAUCGACGUGUUCAACGAAACAUCAAUGAACGGAGAAUUUCUGUAUGUGUUCUAUAGCUAUUCUACAGCUAAAUUGCUUUGAUAUGUAAUAUAUGUUCUUAGUUUUUACUAAGAUACUGUUCUAACGCGUCUCUCUAAUAUACAAUAUAAUAUAUACUCUUCCGCGAAAUUAGAAGUACGUAUCGUUUUGUUGAAAUUUUGUCUUAGUAAAAACUUUACUAACGUCACUUACAAUUAUAAGCUAAGCGAUAAUGAUAAAUAUACAAUUAUAAGCUGAGCUUAUAAUUAUAACGUGUUCAUGAUAGGAUCUUAUGUUUUGUUGAGAAGAACCAGAGAAAGACAUAUAUAUAUUUUUAUAGUACAGUUAAGUUCUAUAAGCAUUUAAAUAUAUUUUAUAUAUUACAUCAU